Molecule: messenger RNA, 1807 nt
Organism: Brassica napus (rape)
Lineage: Eukaryota; Viridiplantae; Streptophyta; Magnoliopsida; Brassicales; Brassicaceae
Product: CBL-interacting serine/threonine-protein kinase 26-like
Exons: 15
Coding region: 271-1596 (441 amino acids)
Biological process (GO): signal transduction; protein phosphorylation
Molecular function (GO): ATP binding; protein kinase activity
Source: RefSeq, a predicted model, not a curated record
CAUUAAUCAAGUCGUGAUAAUAUGACCAAAAAAGGUAAAAACGUAAAACGCAUUUCUUAAGAAGAUCAAGGGUGGAAAAAGAAUCAAUUUUUCUCACAUAAGGAAAGAAAUUAAACGUAUGGGUUUUGUCCCCUAUAGGAAAAUGAAAUAAGAUCGUCUCUUCUCGCAUCUCUUCCUUUCAUUCUCACCCUGCCAUAAUUUUCUCCUUCGGUUGCCCCCAUAGGAAUCGUCCUGCUAACUUUUGAGAUAUCAAGAGGUGAACGCUAAGUGAUGAAUCGGCCAAAGGUCCAGCGACGUGUUGGUAAAUAUGAGGUUGACAAAACCAUUGGACAAGGCACUUUCGCUAAAGUGAGGUAUGCUAAGAACGCGGAGACAGGAGAAUCCGUUGCUCUUAAAAUCCUUGAUAAACAGAAGCUUCUCAAAAACAACAAGAUGUCUGUACAGAUAAAGAGAGAAAUCUCUACUAUGAAGCUGAUUAACCAUCCAAAUGUAGUGCGGCUCUAUGAGGUUUUGGCUAGCAAGACAAAGAUAUACAUUGUCCUAGAAUUUGCCAUGGGUGGAGAGCUUGUUGAUAAAAUUAGACAUGAUGGGCGCUUGAAAGAAGAUGGAGCACGAAGAUAUUUUCAGCAGCUUAUCAAUGCAGUUGAUUACUGCCACAGCAGGGGAGUGUACCACAGAGACUUAAAGCCGGAAAACUUGCUUCUAGAUGGUCAAGGAAAUCUGAAAAUCUCUGAUUUUGGAUUGAGUGCCUUGUCCAGACAAGCCGGGGGCGAUGGGCUUCUCCACACUACAUGUGGAACUCCAAACUAUGCUGCUCCUGAGGUUCUUGGUGAUCAAGGCUAUGAUGGGGCAACCGCAGACUUGUGGUCCUGUGGAGUGAUACUCUUUGAACUACUUUCUGGGCAUUUGCCUUUCGAGGAUUCUAAUCUCCUGACGCUGUAUAACAAGAUAACAGCUGCUGAAUAUAAUUGUCCUUAUUGGCUCUCUCCUGGUGCCAAGAACUUGAUUGUCCGAAUCUUGGACCCAAACCCGACGACUCGUAUCAAAGUUCCAGAGAUUCUGGAAGAUGCGUGGUUCAAGAAAGAUUACAAGCCAGCCGUUUUCGAGGAGAGAGAAGAAGCAAAGUUGGAUGAUGUGGAAGAUGUUUUUAAAGAUUCAGAAGAGCAUCAUGUCACAGAAAAGAAAGAGGAGCAGCCAACUUCUAUAAACGCCUUUGAGUUGAUAUCAAUGUCGAGGGCUCUGGAUCUCGGAAACUUUUUUGAAGGAGUAGAGGGAUUCAAGCGAGAAACAAGAUUUGCAGCCUUAGGCGGUGCUAAUGAAUUAGUCCAAAAGAUUGAAGCAGCUUCUAAGCCUCUUGGUUUCGAUAUUCAAAAGAAUAACUAUAAGAUGAGACUUGAAAACGUGAAUGCUGGAAGGAAGGGAAACCUAGAAGUGGCGACUGAGAUAUUUCAAGUAUCACCAUCUCUUCAUAUGGUGGAAGUCCGGAAAACUAAAGGGGAUACAUUAGAGUUCCAUAAGUUCUACAAGAAGCUCUCGACCACACUUAAGGAUGUGGUCUGGAAAUCCGGUGAUACCUCUGAUAAUAACAACAAAUGAGAGAAAGACUGAGACUGAUUCAUGUCUCUGAUUGAUCAUUCUGAAUUUUCUGAUUUAUCUUUUUUAUUAUUGGACUCGAUUCUUUUGAACAUAUUAGAGAAAAAAACAAGAUCAUGAGAUUGACUCUGUAAAUAUCGAACUAUGUGCAGUAACAACAAGGUGUUUAUAACAUUCUCUUGUAUUUAAUCCCAAAAAUAUUAAUCUUGUCCAA